Drosophila montana is the source of this 818-nucleotide messenger RNA. RefSeq names its product serine protease 1-like. The transcript has a single exon. Gene Ontology annotation, biological process: proteolysis. The annotation marks the transcript as partial. Gene Ontology annotation, molecular function: serine-type endopeptidase activity. The record is from RefSeq and is a predicted model, not a curated record. NCBI's taxonomy places the organism in Eukaryota, Metazoa, Arthropoda, Insecta, Diptera, Drosophilidae.
AACGUGAAAGUAAUCAUUCUAUUGGCUUUGGCGCUAUCCGCCGUCUCUGCGGAGUUCUUGAAACAAGAACAUCCCAAAGACUUCCCCAGGUCGACCAAGAUAGAGGGACGUAUUACCAAUGGCUAUCCAGCCUAUGAGGGCAAGGCACCUUACGCCGUUGGCCUUGGCUUCAAUGGCUGGUGGUGCGGUGGUUCCAUCAUUGCUCACGAUUGGGUGCUGACUGCUGCUCACUGCACCAACGGUGCAAGCUCUGUGACCAUCUACUACGGUGCCACCUGGCGCACCAACGCCCAGUUCACCCACACUGUUGGCAGCGGCGAGUUCAGACAGAAUAACAAAUGGCCCAACGAGAACGGCAAUGACAUCGCUCUGAUCCGCACUCCCAAUGUCGAUUUCUGGAGCAUGGUCAACAAGGUUGAGCUGCCCAGCUUCAACGACCGCUACAACAUGUACGAUGGCUCCUGGGCUGUUGCCUGCGGCUGGGGCAUUACCUCCGAUGGUGGCUCUCAACCCGAUUGGCUGCAGUGCGUCGACCUGCAGAUCAUCAGCAAUGGCCAGUGCUCCCAAAGCUAUGGAAGUCUCCCUGAUGGGAUCCUCUGUGUUUCCACACCCGACGGCAAGUCCACCUGCAGUGGUGAUUCCGGUGGCCCCUUGGUUCUCCAUGACGGUGGCAGACUGGUUGGUGUUACCUCUUUCGGUAGCAGUGCUGGUUGCACAUCUGGCGCCCCAGCUGGAUUCACUCGAGUCACCAAUCAGCUGGAUUGGAUUCGCGACAACUCUGGCGUUGCUUACUACUAAACUUUCUAAUAAAUGACUUA